Molecule: messenger RNA, 2649 nt
Organism: Myzus persicae (green peach aphid)
Lineage: Eukaryota; Metazoa; Arthropoda; Insecta; Hemiptera; Aphididae
Product: venom serine protease-like
Exons: 6
Coding region: 313-1632 (439 amino acids)
Biological process (GO): proteolysis
Molecular function (GO): serine-type endopeptidase activity
Source: RefSeq, a predicted model, not a curated record
UAUUAUAUGUAUAUGUAAACUAUUAUCUACCGUCGCAUUAUUAUAUUGUGAACUGCAGCGCGCAUUGCCCAUAUAUUAUAAUAUACCGAUAAUGAUGUAUUAUGCAUUAAAUCGUUAAUCGCAUUUUCGGCCUCCUGCACGUCAUUGCAGCCGUUCGAUUCACUCGACAAUAACCGGUGGUGCGCCGUCCAACAGAACCAGCGACUGGGAAACCGUCUGCUUUCGAACGUAAAUCACCACACACCGCGAAGACGCUCGACUUUCGCUAAAACACGGUCAGUCGGAAAACCAUUUUAUAAACAUAAUAUUUUGAUGAUGAUUAGCGGCGGUGAAUCGUCGACGUUGCUGAGGCGGCUGUCGACGAUCGGCGCGUGGCUGUUGUGCUGGUCGUGUUGCAUCGUCACGACUUGUGCCGCGGACUCGGGAGACUUCGACGACUAUCGUUUCGACGGGGGCCUUUGCGAGUUCUACCAGCUCAUCGAGCCCGGCAACAGGUCAUACUACUUGUACUCACCCGGUUACCCGGAACCGUACCUGGCCGACGACCGGGACCGGGAAUGUCGGUGGUUUGCUAAGACGCCUUCGCCCGCCGAUCGGUUGGUGUUGGACUGCCACGAGUUUGAUUUGCCCGAGAGUUCUUUUUGUAAAUCGGACGCAUUAAUCGUGUCUCGUGUCGGUGACACUAACUUCACGGACGGCGUCAGGCACUGCGGACCUAGGUCGUUCACGGCUAUCAGUCGUACCAACAGGAUGUACAUCAAGUUCGUGGCGAAACGUCAGAGCAGAAGUGGACGGUUCAUGUGUUCGGUGGGAGCGAAACGCGUUGAUUUUUGGAUCCCAGAGACCGUGACGAACCCACAGUUCUGCGAGUGCGGAGAGCAAGACCAGGGGGUGUUCGCCAACGAGAAAACGGCUGGUGUGAACGAGUAUCCGUUACUAGCCUCGCUGAUCGACGGGCAGACCGCCAACCUGUUUUGCGGAGCGACAAUCAUUAGCAGGCACCACGCGCUGACUGCAGCUCGCUGUCUGACAAAUGUCAAUCCUUUUCAAAUUGCCCUGUUGGUCGGCGACCACGAUAUGACCUCUCUAGGUAGCGAUGGCGAUCCAUCAUUAUUGGUCGUGGUCACCGAAAUGUAUAUACACCCGUUGUUCGAAAAGUUAUCCAUCGCACACGACUUGGCCAUCGUCGAAACUCACGAAGUAAUACCGUUUUCGUCUAAGGUAGGACCGGUGUGUUUGCCAUUCAAGCACGUUUACAACGAUUUCGUCGGUGAUACCAUCAGAGUCUUCGGGUGGGGAACUGUAAACUUUGACAAUCAUCCCGUAUCUGGCACGCUCCAGAAAUCGUAUCUCAAGGUUGUGCCGACGUCACAAUGUGACGAAAACUAUAAAAACGAGACCGACCACAAUCAGUUAUGCACACACUUCACCAAAGUCAAUUCUUGUCAAGUGGAUUCAGGAGGCCCACUUCUGUGGUCCGAUCCUUCUACUGGGAGAUUGAACAUAAUUGGUGUGGUUGGCAACAGGUUUGUCUGUGACGAAUCGACGCCAUCCAUGCACACCAGACUGACAACAGCGAAAAAUAUGAAUUGGAUUAAAGUGAUACUAACAGGACAAUAUUACUGCAGUUGAUUAAAUGUUUUUGCGCCUGUAUUCUGUAAGUGCAUUUUAAGUUAAUUAGAAUAACAAAAGAUUUUCAUAUUUUCCAAUAAGUGAGUAAUGAAAAUGUGAACCAUCCGAUACUAUAUUAAACAUUGAAUAACUAACAUUUAUGAUUUACAUUUACGUUAUGAAUACAUGUUGUUCUCUUUAAACUUGUGUCUUAAUUUGUUUAAUUCAGCGUUUUUUUAUUUAAUGUAUAUGUAUUUUUUGUUUCCGAAGUGCCUUCACUGGUUGGUUCUUUCCUCAAGCCACCACAUUAUAAUUAAAAAACAUUAUUUAUGCUUAUUAUACCAUCACUUAAGUAUAGAUUGUACCAUUUCUGAAUAAAAAAAUAUUUAUAUAUAUUUAUAUAGGUAGAUAUAUACUUCGAUCAAAACAAAUUUCUGGUAUUGCACAAGGUUGCUUUAUUAAAUUGCUAUUAUUAUACUGAUGUAUGUAACAAGGAUAGAUUCUGAAUCCAUUAGAGCAGUAGUUCUCAACUGCCCCCCCCCCCCCAAAGGGGAUAGAGAAGAGCUGGAGGGCAGUGGAUUUGAUUUGGGUGGUAGAGGGUGCGGUGAAUAUGUUUUGGGUAAAAGAGGGGCGGCAAGCGUGUUUAUAAAAAAAGGUUGUACAUGGUAUGAUACAACAAUAAUACAUACUAAUUGAUAAUCCAUUUAAUAACUAUCAGUCACUGAUAGAUACUAUUAUGUUGAACAAUGCACAAUAACUUCUCUUUGAUUUUUUCAAUUUAUCAUCUUUAUUAUUUUGCCGAUUGUGCGUGCACAUUUUAUUUUAUUAUAUAUUUUAUUAUAUUAACCAACCUUCUAAUAUACCAUUUGAUUCGAUCCGAGCAUGUUGUAUUAGUUUUCAUUAUAGUUGUUGCUAUUUCCAAUUUAAUAAAAUAAUAUUCAGUUAAUAAAAUCCUGUUAAAUCGUAAAAAGCCCAUACCAUAAGCUAAGAGUUAAUACCAUUAUUUUUUAUUCAACAAUCAAAAACCAUGUCUAUAAA